AUGGAAUCGCAAGAGAUGCCGCUCCUGCUGCCCGACAACAUAAAGGAAGAAGCCCCCGACGAGGCGGUCAUCGAGGGAUUCUGUGACGAGGAAGACCCGCCGGAAGUAGAUCCAUACGGUGACGACUAUCUUGACGGCGAUGUUGAGAGCGAGGAGGAUAUCAAGUGCAACACGGACUUUGACGAGCCCCUAUCGGGACGCGAGGCGGAGAGGCAAGAGAUUGAUGUGGAGAGCGGCUCCUCCGACGAUCCGCGAGAUCCCGACUAUGGUGCAACAAAGCAAAAGCGUGUUUCGCCCCGGGCGCUGCUCGGCGAUCAAAAGGGCCGCUAUCCCUGCUACAUCGAGGCGUGCAAAUGGCGCGGCAACUUCCGGUCCGUUCGUUGUACCCACAUGCGCACCAUGCACCCGACCUGGCAACGCCCACCGCGUUAUUUGUUGAAUCGCAUCGCUCGGGAUGGCAGGGUGCUGAAGCCGAACGACGAGAACGCCCGGUACGGCUGUUUCGUUGAGGGAUGCCCGUGGCGCGGUCAAUAUAGAGCCAGCCGUUCGAACCACAUUAAGUCUCAGCACAAGGAUUUCAUCCCGACUCGCCACCGCGCUCCAAAUGGUGGCUUCGUCGCUGCCGGCCCGUACAGCUGCCACCUGCCCGACUGUGCCUGGCGUGGGGCGAGCCGCUCGACUCGUGCCGUCCACAUGGCGCGCGAGCACAGGGGAUGGGAGCCGAGCCGCUAUAAGCCGAAAAGAUUCAACUGCAACGAGUGCGCCGAGACGGUCAGCUCGCACAAGGCCUUCGUCGACCACAUGGCCAGCGCGCACAAUUUGGGCAACCUCAUCGAGGAGCACUUCAACAGCAUGAUUUGGUACCAAAACAUCCAGCGCGAGCACUCGAUCACGUUCGUGAAGCGCCAGGGACUCAAGGUCGGCCAGCAACAUCAGAUCCUCUACGUCUACUGCUCCCACUCGGAGGUGUGUACCCCGGAGGGGCCAUACAUGCGCGCCAAGCCCACCGCCUACAGGCCGAAGAACUUCCGCGUCGAUCUCGCGGAAAGGCCGACCCUGUGCUGCGUCUUCCUGCGGGUAGUGCAUUUUGAUGACGGCCAUCUGACUGCUCACGGCUGCCUGGAGCACACGGGCCAUCGUCUCGGCACCAGUCUACUUCGAUUGUCCUCACUGGAGCGCCUAUGCGUGGAGGAAAACACCUAUCUACGAGACUUGGAUGACGUCAACGCGCUGAAGCGUAUACUGGCUCGCCUACAAGUGCUCGAAGGCCCGUCGCCCGACGAAUAUCAGCCGGAGAGGCGCCUGAACCCGGAAGAGCCCUUCAAGCACAUCUUGGCCACCGAUGAACUCCAGUCGCUGUCGCGCCGCUUCUCAGAUCCUACGCUAUACCCACCGGGCUCGGUGUUCGGCUACGUCUCGCCAAACGAGGGCUACUUUGGAUUCGGCUUCUCGGACAUGAGAAUGGCCAGGUGGUGGCGAAAAUAUUCGUCGAAAGGCGUCUGCUUUGAUGAGAUGCCAAUUUGCAUCGACGGUCGCCCGUACGUCGUCACGCUGGCCCUCGUGUUCGCCACGGGCGACCGCGUGCGCGUUGCCGCUUUUUUUACUACUGUCGGCCAUCUCCAGACGUUCGUCACGCCACUCUCCAACGACUACCCGGCGCUGAUCACCCAACACUUUGGCCGCUUCCAACGGGAAAACGGCACCUUUGAUCUGCAGCUCUCCGAGUGGUCCCUGCUGCUCGACUGGGCCAAUGAUCUACAAGCGCUCAUCGACAACAGCCCUCGACCGGCUGACCGUGCUGCUGACGCUGCGCCGCUCGCCGUCCACCUCGACAAGCUGCUUGAGCCGAACUUCUUGGCGCGCUGGUCGCCGCUUAGCCGAAACCCACUAACCGCCCACAGCAACCCGGCGCUGGACUUUGCCGUGAGGGUGCUACGCGAGCGGUACCUCUCCACCGAUGGCUACCUGCGAAUCGACCAAUACGUCGGCGAUUUGAUGGAACGUGUCGGCGACUACAAUAAUAUCAAGUGCAAAGUUCCGAUGGUCCGCUCGACCCCGGACAUGCCGCGUCAACUCCCGCUCGAUGAUGCCAUGAAUCUGAGCGUAGAGGAGCAGCGCUCGCUGGCCUCGAUGCCAAGCACUUCCGGGUCGUCCCUCUCCAGCCUGCACAACACCUCGAAGACGGACAGCCAGAACAACUACCAGCCGUGCUCCAGUCGACGCGCCAUAUACGUGCCGGCACCGGAUCCCGGGUUCUGCAAGGUCACGCAGUUCCUCAACUUCCCGACGCUCUCGCCGUCGUCCGAGUCGCUGAGCAGCUUCUUGGCCGAUCUCCCCUCCACCUCGACGCAGCUUCCGCCGUUGCGCUGGAACCGCAACGGCCAAUUUUUGGAGACGGUCGAGGAGGUCGAGCAGCCUGAGCCCUGGCUCCAGAGGGCCCCCCUGCCGUCUGCCGAGCAGCCACAGAUGUACGCCGACGAGCAGGUGGUUUACGACGCGGAGGUGGUGGUCGACGUGGAGACCGUGGCGGGCGGACCUCGUGAAGAUGGCGCUGUCUGCAUGAACAAUUCCCAGGAGGUGCCUUCCACUUCCCUGCCAAAGGCGAAGAAACAGCGCGAAGCAGCCGGAAAAGUUGUCGCGGGACUUCUCAAGGAACUUGUCGACAUCGCCGCCACC
Messenger RNA from Mesorhabditis spiculigera, 2676 nucleotides. Lineage: Eukaryota; Metazoa; Nematoda; Chromadorea; Rhabditida; Rhabditidae. The record is from the annotation of a GenBank genome assembly.